AGGUCCUCUAUUGUUGUUGCCGUCGUUAUUAGUUUUGUUGCUUAAGAGGUCAAUUAGUCGUUGAGCUUUCUCUUUCUCUGUUUGAUCGGCUGGUAGUUCCUAUGUUUGACUCUAAUUGAAGCAACCCUUCUCUCUUAAGCUCUGUACUCCAAUGGCUUUUCUCCUAUUCUCUUUGAUUUCUCGCUUUCGCUUGCAUUUCCAACAAAGAGGCUUGGUGGGGAAGAUUCUGAGUUGAAUUUCUCGAAUGGGUUGUUUGAGUUUGGAUAUGGGGGUCGUGAAAAUUUUGGGGUUUUUGUGGUCUCAGAGAAGGAAGUUGAGGUUUCUAUACUGGGUUGCAUUCUGGUUGUGUGUAGCUUUGGUGCUUUUUCAGCCGGUGGCGGGUCUCAGACCCUUGCGGGAAAGGGCUCGCUCGUGGGGUGAUGAGUGGCUAUUUGUAAGAAAGGAUGAAAGUGAUUUGGGUCCAUUUUCUACAUGGAACAUAACAGGAACUUACAGAGGGACUUGGAAGUUUCCUGAUUCUGCAAAUAGCUCUUCCAGAUUUCCGGAUUUUAGAAAAUCCGACGGCAACUCUAUCAUCGAAUUAGUUAGCACGCAAACAAAAAUAACUGGCGUACAUUACGUGCAGGGUGUAAUUAUUUUCCAUGAUGUGUUCGACAAUGAACACAAUGUUGGUGGUGUUCAAAUCAAGGUGGAAGGUGUAUUUAUAUGGCCGUUUAGACAACUUCGAAUGGUAGCUAACAGUGGAAAAGAGGGAGAGUCCAGUCAAGAAGAGGAUUAUAUGUUGUCAAAUCCGUAUCAUAUGCUUGGAGUUUUCUCUUCCCAGGUUUUCCAAGAAUCUCCUCGAGAUAAGAUAUGGAGGAAAAAGCAUUCUCCAAUUUAUGAAAUGGAGAAACAUUGUAAUAUAGAAAUUGCAGGCCAAAUUUCACGCGUCUCAUCCCCCCAUAAUGAUGGUGAUCGUGAUCGUUACCACAUAGAAGCAUUGAUGGAGAGUCCUGCAGUGGAUGAUGAUGGAGAUUGCUUCUCACCCUUGGUACUAAAUGCUACUUCUGUCAAUGUUGAGGUGUACUACAACAAAGCAGUGAACUAUACCUUGAUGGUCACCUUUGUCUCCUUUCUCCAAGUUCUUCUCUUAAUUCGCCAAAUGGAACAUAGCAACACUCAGUCGGGGGCUGCCAAAGUUUCAAUUCUAAUGAUUGGCCAACAGGCUAUCAUGGAUGCUUAUCUUUGCCUUCUACAUUUGACCGCAGGAAUACUUGUUGAAUCCUUGUUUAAUGCUUUUGCGACUGCCGCUUUUUUCAAGUUUGUUGUCUUCUCAAUAUUUGAGAUGAGAUAUCUUCUUGCUAUAUGGAAAGCUAGUAGGCCGACAAAUAGUGGAGAAGGUUGGGAGACAAUGAGGCGUGAGCUUUCAGUUUUAUAUAGCCGUUUCUAUGGGAUCCUUUUGGGAGGCAUUCUGUUCAUGUAUGAGUUCCAUAACUUCCUGAGACCUAUUCUUCUCCUUAUGUACUCAUUUUGGAUACCACAAAUAAUCACCAAUGUUAUUCGUGAUUCGAGGAAACCAUUGCAUCCUCAUUACAUCUUAGGCAUGACUGUUACUCGGCUUGCAAUCCCGUUAUACAUAUUUGGUUGCCCUAACAACUUCAUGCGUAUUGAGCCUGACAAGAGUUGGUGUAUUUGUUUGGGUGUAUUUAUUGGACUACAAGCAUCAAUUCUUCUUCUUCAGCACUAUCUUGGCUCUCGGUGGUUCAUUCCUCGUCAGAUUCUACCUGAAAAAUAUAGCUACUUUAGAAGGUACGAUCAGGAUACACAUCACACCACAGACUGUGUCAUUUGCAUGACUGCAGUUGAUCUCACACAGCGUUCAAAUGAUUGCAUGGUGACACCAUGCGACCAUUUCUUUCAUUCAGGUUGUUUACAAAGGUGGAUGGAUAUAAAGAUGGAGUGCCCAACCUGUCGGCGUCCACUGCCACCAGCCUGAUCCAUUCACUCUGUCUAUAUCAUGUAUAGGAUCAACUGACAUCGCCCAACUCACUAAUCUUGGUUGGGUAUUGAAUCCAUAAUCAGCUUGAGUGCACCUUCAGAAGAAGGGUGAGACAAAUCAAAUUCCAACUGUAACUGAUUCUGCAACGGCCAACUCUAGCCAAUAAUUUUUUUUUGCACUGUUGUAUAAUGUAUAUCUUAGUAAGCAAUUCCAUAGGAGCAAAUCCUUAUUAAUCCCAUCGGUAGUUGGUUCCCUCUGCACGUUUUCAUUUUUAGAAGUAGGCUGGAAGAUGAGUAAUUGUCUUCAAUCAUGGUUAAAAGGAAACAAGAAAAAAUAGCAUCGGCGCAGACAUAUAUGUUUUGUGCAUCUUCACAUUCAUAAGCGAUUAUGCAAUUUUACGCAUUAUUGUAUCUCAUGGAACUCAGUCCUGAAUGUGGGGGUAGAAGGCGACAAGGAUGUUGAUGAACUUACACAUGCUUGUUAUAAAA
Molecule: messenger RNA, 2466 nt
Organism: Prunus mume (Japanese apricot)
Lineage: Eukaryota; Viridiplantae; Streptophyta; Magnoliopsida; Rosales; Rosaceae
Product: transmembrane E3 ubiquitin-protein ligase FLY2
Biological process (GO): proteasome-mediated ubiquitin-dependent protein catabolic process
Cellular component (GO): endomembrane system
Molecular function (GO): ubiquitin protein ligase activity; zinc ion binding
Source: RefSeq, a predicted model, not a curated record